CUACCCCAAAUAUGUGCUUAGCCUCUUGGACUGGUCUGUACUUGGGGUGACUAGCCCCUCCUGACACUUACACUCUAUUUUUAGUGUGUGAGUGCGCUUGUAUGUCAACUCACGCUGGGAAUUACAUUCCCAGCUCGGAGUGUAGACAUCCCUCGGUUAUUUUGGCAAGGAAUAGAGCAGCCUCUUAGGCCCUGCCUGCACUAGAAAAAAGGUGUGUUUAAAGCCUGAUAGGUAACCCAUUACAAUCUUAGUGUCCACCUCCACCAGCUAGUACAAAGUGACUGUUAGUGUUAAACUACAACUUACCUUGUUAAAACUACAACUACACUAGGACUGUAACAUGUGUGAGCUAACAUGUUAAAAUACACUUUCAGUCUUGUCUUCAUAGUAAAGAACUGACUGACUCUUUUACAGGGACGAGGGAGCAGAGUUAAUCACGCUUUGAGGGACAGCAUUGAUUGGGGUUAACAGAAUUGGGGGUUUUGAGGGGGUAGAAAGAGCAGAAUUGAUUGGAUUUGAGGAGGAAUGAGGAGUUCAGCUGAUUUUUGUGGGGCGAUCAAACUGAUUAAUUGGGAAGAAUGAAAAUGUGUCAAUGCAAAUGAAAUUUGCAUAGCUUUAGGGACAUGGCUCUUAUGGUGGGCUUAGGCAUAUAGUCUCUUUGGCAAGCAGGUGUCUGGGAAGUUUUUCAAGCUCUGCUUACAAUACUUUCUUUCAAUCCUAAACUCAGCUUUGCAAAGUAAAGAGGUGCCCUCUCUCUUCCACUGUUGAAGUGGGGAAAUGAGCUUUAAAAACAAGUCAAAUGUUUGUAUGCUUGGGAUUAGUUUGUGUGUAAAGCUGAUAAAUGCUAACAGCAAGAAAUGUAAAUCUAAACUAAACAAUGUUGUGUUGACAUGCACAAAUGCUGCUAAGAAAAAGCAGUUUUGUUACUGGGAGAGAGCAUGUCAUGGUUUGUGUGAAAUUUACUUUGCAGGUGCCAGCUUGGGAAUCACCAGUGAUGGGUUUUUUGAACUUGAAGAAUUGCCCAGGCGCAGUGUUGUUGUUGGUGCUGGAUACAUUGCUGUGGAGAUAGCCGGAAUCCUUUCCACACUGGGAUCAAAGACAUCCUUACUGAUACGUCAUGACAAGGUGUUAAGGACUUUUGAUUCAAUGAUCAGCGCAAACUGCACUCAGGAACUGGAGAAUGCUGGCAUAGAUGUCUGGAAGCAUUCACUGGUCAAAUCGGUUACAAAAUCUUCUCUUGGAUUGUUGGAGGUAACGGUGAUAUCCUCUGCACCUGGUCACAAACCCACAGUUAGCACAAUCCCGGAUGUUGACUGUCUGCUGUGGGCCAUUGGACGAAAUCCAAACACUGAGGGGCUUAAUCUAGACAAACUGGGUCUUAAGUUAGAUGCUACAGGUCACAUUGUAGUCGAUGAGUUCCAGAACACCAGCAGGAAAGGGAUCUACGCUGUCGGAGAUGUAUGUGGAAAAGCACUCCUGACCCCAGUUUCUUAUUAUUUGAAGGUGGUGGGACUACACAUGCAGGGCCUAGGAUGCGACGAAAUGCUGCAAGGUUUCGCUGUAGCCGUCAAAAUGGGAGCAACAAAGGCCAGCUUUGAUGAGACGGUUGCCAUUCACCCGACUUCAGCAGAAGAGCUGGUCACGCUCCGUUGAAAGGUGGCGAAUUUCUGGUGCUUGCAAACAGAUCUUUAAUAUGGCAGCCAAAAAACUAAAUAGACUUGCAGAAUCAUGAUUUUUCUUCUUGGUGCCACUUUUACAAACUCUUCCUUUUCUAUGACACUCCAGAUAAUAAUCAGAUUCUUCUGUUUUUGUAAUCUAUGAAUAGAUGUAGAAAAAAUCGUAAAGAGAUGUCCAAAAAACCAGCGGCAGCAUCUGUUCAUCUCAUCCAAACAGCUUGGUUUCUUGAUGCUUCCUUGGUUUAGAGUGAAAAAUAAA
Molecule: messenger RNA, 1935 nt
Organism: Terrapene triunguis (Three-toed box turtle)
Lineage: Eukaryota; Metazoa; Chordata; Testudines; Emydidae
Gene: GSR
Product: glutathione-disulfide reductase
Exons: 6
Coding region: 778-1653 (291 amino acids)
Biological process (GO): glutathione metabolic process; cellular response to oxidative stress; cell redox homeostasis
Cellular component (GO): cytosol; mitochondrion
Molecular function (GO): glutathione-disulfide reductase (NADPH) activity; flavin adenine dinucleotide binding
Source: RefSeq, a predicted model, not a curated record